GGUACCCCGGUAAAUACGGACAACCAUCUCUCCUGCCCACUCUGGUGAAGCGUAUCGAGCGGAGGGAGCUGCAACCAUGUCGAACCUUUACCUACUUCCAAUCUCCGUGUUUUUGCUGUUCAAUUUCACCUUCAUCGGCACGUACAUUGCCGCAGUACUGCAAGGGCAUGUGGUGCCGACGGUACCGUACAUCAGCGAUGCGGCCACCUACUCACCCGAAAGCUGCGUGUUUGGGCAGUUCAUCAACAUCGGCUGUGUGCUGCUUGGCAUCACAAUCUACGUGCGCUACCGGCAGAUACAGGAGCUGUCGUUCCGGCACAGUGACGUCCGGCAGGCGCUGGGCCGGUGCAGCGGCAUCGGCUUCUGGAUCGGUAUCGGCAGCUGUCUCGGCAUUAGCAUCGUCGGCAACUUCCAGGAGACGAACGUGCGGAUCGUCCACUACGUCGGCGCGUUCCUGAGCUUCGGGCUCGGCACGGUGUACUUCUGGAUACAGUCGUACAUCUCGUACUACAUCCAGCCGUACAUGGGCACGAUGCAGAAGGCGAACCUGCGCAUGGCCCUGUCGGUGGUGUGCACCGUGUUCUUCAUGAUCGUCGCGGUGACGGGCGUCAUCUCGCACAUUCUGUUCCGCGGGACGGACCCCCGCAAGUGGUACCCGUCGGACGGGGGCUGGGAGUAUCACGUGGCCAGCUCGAUCUCGGAGUGGAUCGUCGCGACCGCCUUCUGCUUCUACGUGCUCACGUUCACGGACGAGUUCCGCACGAUGCAGCUGGAUCAUCCGCCGCUUAUUCUGCUGGAAAUUGACUCGUCGCGAACGUACGAACCGGUCAUCAACGAUGCGCCCGUAGCCGUUAUCUCGUGAUUUGAAUCGCGGCACGAUGGCAACGAGCGCACCAGCCUGCGAGCAUCAACGCACAGCCUUAGCCGACCGGGCGCACCCGCUGACGACGAUGGGGGCGGGGGUGAGGACGGGGAUGGUGCUAGUAGCAACCAAAAACACCGUCCGGUGCGAUCCUUCAGCGAUACUGAUCUCAAACUGCUUUGCCGGCGCUGCUCCGAGCCGGUUCGGUUCGCCGGCGGCCAAAAGCGCUCCCCGGUGGCAAGGGGCACGCCCCGGUCCCAGCGCGCACCGUCGGCCGGGUGCAGUGUUGCGAACCAUCCGCCCGUCGCGGCGGGCAAGCUUGGCUCGCUGACACUAUCGCUGAUGCUCGUCGCCCUGAUGGAAGCACUGCACUCCCUUACCCUUUACUUUAGUGACAGCCUGCGGCAGAGCUACAUUUGAUCGUACGUCGUGUUCCGGUUUUCCACUUCCCCCUGCGACCGAUAGUGGUCACCCUGCACCCUAGCAAUCCCAUUUAGCGAUAUUAUAGGAAGGAAGUUAGUGUUGUUACAUGCACACUUUUAUUUAAUAUUUACAAGAAGAAGGCCACCAUGUUGGGGAUUUAGUGUGGCGAGGAGUAAUAUUAGGUUUGAACAAAAAGGCAA
Messenger RNA from Anopheles gambiae (African malaria mosquito), 1485 nucleotides. RefSeq names its product DNA damage-regulated autophagy modulator protein 1. The record is from RefSeq and is a predicted model, not a curated record. The transcript is spliced from 4 exons. Lineage: Eukaryota; Metazoa; Arthropoda; Insecta; Diptera; Culicidae. The coding region runs from base 77 to 862 and encodes 261 amino acids.